Messenger RNA from Sphenostylis stenocarpa, 1041 nucleotides. NCBI's taxonomy places the organism in Eukaryota, Viridiplantae, Streptophyta, Magnoliopsida, Fabales, Fabaceae. The record is from the annotation of a GenBank genome assembly.
AUGGCUUCAAUUAUCCAAUCACUGCUUGUGCUUGUUCUGGCCACUUUGGCCACAUUUAUGGUCCCAUGCAGUGCACAACUAAGUCCUAAUUUCUAUAACAAAGUUUGUCCCAAGGCAUUGCCAGUCAUAAGAUCAGUUGUUCAACGAGCAAUUGUUCGUGAACCACGCAUUGGAGCCUCAUUUCUGCGUUUGCAUUUCCAUGACUGCUUUGUUAAUGGAUGUGAUGGAUCAGUUCUGUUGGAUGACACAAGGAACUUCACUGGGGAGAAAACAGCCCAGCCAAAUCUGAAUUCCAUCAGAGGGUUUGAAGUGGUUGAUGAGAUCAAGGCAGCAGUUGACAAAGCUUGCAAACGCCCUGUCGUGUCAUGUGCUGAUAUCUUGGCUACAGCUGCUCGAGAUUCUGUGGCCAUCUUGGGAGGUCUACACCUAUGGUAUCCUGUAUUACUUGGCAGAAGAGACGCCAGAACUGCGAGCAAAGAUGCUGCAAACAACAACCUUCCCGCUCCAUUUUUCAGCUUCUCACAGCUUCUCACCAAUUUCAACUCUCACGGAAUGAACCUCAAGGACUUAGUGGCACUCUCUGGUGGCCACACCAUAGGGUUUUCAAGGUGCACCAACUUUAGAGACCGAAUCUACAACGACACCAACAUCAACCCUACUUUUGCAGCCUCUCUGCGCAGAACAUGCCCUAGAGUUGGUGGCGAUAACAACUUGGCUCCAUUGGACCCAACUCCUGCAAUGGUUGACACUUCAUACUACAAGGAGUUGCUCUGCAACAAGGGUCUCCUUCACUCUGACCAAGAGCUCUACAAGGGCAAUGGCAGUGAAAGUGACAAGUUGGUAAAGCUUUACAGUGAGAACCCUUUUGCAUUUGCUAAAGAUUUUAAGGCUUCUAUUAUCAAGAUGGGUAACUUGAAGCCUCUCACUGGGAGAAAGGGAGAGAUCAGACGCAAUUGCAGAAGGGUUUGUAAACUUUAUGCAGUUUUCCUACGUUCUUCAUUCAUUAUAGAAAACUACUCUAUAGGAUCUUUAGAUUAUUGA